ACCAUGGCGGUCAACAAGUUCAUCAAGUACUCCCUCUUCACCUUCAACUUCUUGUUCUUCCUGGGCGGAAUCGUCAUCUUCGGGCUGGUGCUGCACGCCCGGGCCAACAAAGAACGCUUCCAGAUCACUGACAACCAUCUGCCGGCCAUAGACCUGCUGGUGUUUGUCGGCGCGGCCAUGGUGAUCCUGAGCUUCCUGGGCUGCUGUGGAGCCAUCCGAGAGAACCGCUGCCUGCUGGCGCUCUUCUUCCUGGGCCUGCUCUCCGUGCUGCUCAUGAUGCUGGCCGUGGGAGUGAUGGGAGUGAUCUCGAGGACGGCAGCCGCUCAGGAGAAGAUGAGGCUUCACGUGACGCAGCUGCUGCCGCUGGGCAAGCUGCCGGCCGGCGACCAGGUGGCGUUCCAGCAGAUCGAGAGGAACGGCUUCUGCUGCGGUCUGUUCAGGGGGCACCUGGACUGGGGCGAGUCGGAGCAGGUCCCGCGCUCCUGUAACUGCACGGACACGUCCAGGGAUUGCACGGCCGUGGACGGACGCGAGGUCUACGCCACGCCGUGCAUGGUCUUCCUCAUGACGUGGAUGGACAGGGUGUCGGGCUCGCUCAUGGGCAUCGCGUUUGGUUUCGGCGCCGUGAUGAUUCUGGGCAUGAUCUUCUCGUCGGUCCUGUGUUGUCAGGUCGUGGCGAACAAGGGAAGCAUCUUUUGACCACGCGAGAGGACAAAUCACGUCCUUCUGAGAAGUUUCUAUUCCUGUGUAUUCAUGUUUAUACGUUCUGUAGAUUCUAACAGAGUGUCUUUAUUUGGACAUUUUUAAUGAUUUAUUGUCACAGUAAAGUGUGUAGUAAGAAGAGGAGGCUGCUCUGUAAUCAAUAGGACAGUGACUAGAUAAACAUAAAAGUAAGACAAACAGCAAACUCACUUAAAUACACGUUCACCCACUGAAUUAAAUAGAAUAUAUCAGUUUCAGUUGUUCUGAAAAACAACAGAAAACAACUCGAAUUGGAGCAGCAGCCGAGAUGAAAACAGGAAACAAACACGACUGAAACAGUUUUCUAUUAAAUAUACAUUAUAAACACGGUGACUAUCUUUGCAAGUGCUUGAAUUUUAAUAUUGUGCUGUCAAGUUGUAAAAAGGUGCUUGAGUUUUGGAUCAAGUGCUUGAAACGGUGACCAUUUAUCUCACAAUCUUGACUGAAUAGUUUAGUGUAGAAGCCUCUCAAAAAAAACCCAAAUGGACCACAAUCAGAAGACAAUCUGUCAGUUUUUAGAAACUUCCCCUUUUUUAGUGGAAUUCUGGGAUUUUCCAUUUCCGGUGUCAAAUCGCUUCUACCUCUGGGGGGGCGCUACAUUAGGGAACCCUCCUCUGGGUCAUAUUUUAUAGCAAAAUGUGCUUCGUUUUCGUCUUUGUAAAUGUAUUUCAUACGUAAUCCCUUUGGGUUCAUGUGUAGUGUGUUUUUCUUGAUUAUUCACACGUAAUAAAAUGUUUUUGUUUACGGUGUGGGACAUAAAUAAGGCGACACGAGUUCUUCAUGCAGUUAAUUGGGUUGAGUUGGUUCAUGUCAGUGAAUGUGGGUUUCUUUCAUUUUGCUCAUGUUUUUUCCUCAAAUUGAGCUCCUGUGACGUUUCUCAUGAGGAUUAUUUGUUAUUAUUUAUGUUAUGUUCGUGUGUGUCUUUA
Molecule: messenger RNA, 1667 nt
Organism: Solea senegalensis (Senegalese sole)
Lineage: Eukaryota; Metazoa; Chordata; Actinopteri; Pleuronectiformes; Soleidae
Product: tetraspanin-8-like
Exons: 1
Coding region: 4-699 (231 amino acids)
Cellular component (GO): membrane
Source: RefSeq, a predicted model, not a curated record